UGAAGAUUAAACUCUGUUCUCUCUCUCUCACUCUCUUCUUUUCUCACUGGCUGGGCUCUCUGCCCCAAGUCACCACCCUUUCUCUGCAAAAACGUCUGCUUCUUACCCUAACAUAUGUCUCCCUUCUCUCUUUCUCUCUCCACACAACGAUCCAUUUUCUAUUAUUAUCACCUCUCAUCCAUCACACUCUUAUUUACCACUCUUGCCACACACAACCAUCUUCUUCUUCCUCAUCUUUCAGGGGCUUUAGGGUUUUGGAUACUCCACAUUGUACACCACUCCGUUCAAUACUCCUUGGCAAGAGAUGAUGGUUGUGGAACCUUAAAGUUUGAGAAGAGUGAGCUUGAGUUUUUUAACUUUUGUUUGAAAAAUGGGGGAGACUAGGAGGCAUUCUGUAGAUGUUCCCAUCACAAGAACCCUUGUGGCUCUUAGAAGGGUUCGGUCACUUAGAGAUCCUUGCACCAACUCAAUGAGCAAGUUUGCUUCUUUGCUCGAAAACGUUAAAUGGGAAACUGGUUCCAACAAUGUGGGUCUGAUUCCUUUUGAAUCAUACUCAUUAAUGGAGGAGCUACAGAAUGGCUGUGACCUUCACAAGCUGAGCAAAAGGGUGAUCGAUACUGAAGGAGACGCUUGCUCCACAAAGUUAGCUAGCUCGCUUGGUGAUUACAGUAGCCAUGUAGGUAGUCCAAUGACCUCAACAAAUCACAGUUAUAACGAUGAAGAUGUUGAUUAUGCGAAUGAAUGCAACCGCGGCUGCGGAAUAUCCUCUUGCUGGUCAAGAACACCUAGGUACAGAGGAUCAUCAAACCAGUCCUCAGACGUAGAAGACCAUCAUCCUCUACUCUCUAGUAACAACGAGAGCAAUGCUGUGACACCGAGGAGUCACGAAACUGUUACGUCAAGAAGUCUAACUCAGAAAUUCAAACCAAAGUCUUUCGACGAGUUAGUCGGACAAGAAGUUGUAGCCAAACGUCUCUUGACCACCGUUCUGAGAGGAAGAAUCACUUCUCUUAACCUCUUCCACGGUCCUCGAGGCACGGGUAAAACAUCAACCUCUAAGAUAUUCGCUGCAGCUUUAAACUGUCUCUCACAGGCACCACAUAGUACUAGAAGACCGUGCGGCUUGUGUAGCGAAUGCACUUCUUACUCGGAGAUAGACUCGGUUAAACUAAACCGGCCUAGCUACCUCAGAUCUCUAAUCAAAACCGCGUCUCUUCCUCCCGUUUUGUCUAGAUUUAAAGUUUUUAUAAUCGAUGAGUGUCAGUUACUAUGCCAAGAGACUUGGGGAACUCUCUUGAAUGGUUUGGAGAAUGUCUCUCAGCGCUCGAUUUUUAUUCUGGUCACAUCAGAGUUAGAGAAGCUGCCGCGUAACGCCCUCUCGCGGUCUCAGAAGUAUCAUUUCUCUAAAGUGUGCGACGUGGAGAUAUCGAGAAAGCUGGUAAGGAUUUGUGAGGAAGAAGGUAUUGAGUUUGAUCAAGAAGCUGUUGAUUUCAUCGCUUCUAGAUCUGAUGGUUCGCUUCGUGAUGCUGAGAUAAUGCUUGAUCAGUUGAGUUUGAUUGGUAAAAGAAUAACUACGUCUUUGGCCUACAAGCUUAUUGGGGUUGUUUCUGAUGAUGAGCUGCUUGAUUUGCUUGAUCUUGCAUUGUCUUCUGAUACCUCGAACACGGUUAUAAGGGCGAGGGAGCUUAUGAGGUCUAAGAUAGAUCCAAUGCAGCUUAUUUCGCAGCUAGCUAAUGUCAUUAUGGACAUUAUUGCUGGAAAAUGUCAAGAAAGUAGUUCAGCAACCAGACUUGGGUUUAUUACAAAGCAUACAUCUGAAGAGGAAAUACAGAAACUGAAUAACGCGUUGAAGAUACUGUCUGAUGCUGAGAAACACUUGAGAGCAUCUAAAAACCAGACAACCUGGCUCACUGUUGCUCUUCUUCAACUUAGCAACACUGAGACUUCUUCUUUUGCUACUAAUGAAAAUGAAUUGUGUUUAAAAAGCCAAAGAAACAAUGAUGUAGACCUCUCUAGCACAUCAUCGGAUUGUCCUGGUGAUGUCGUCAAAUCAGAAACCGAAGAGUGUCAAGAGAAAAACGGUAUAGAAACAGUUGAAACUGUGUGGAAAACAGUCAUAGAGUUGUGUUGUUCAGAUUCACUAAAGAGGUUUUUGUUGAAACGAGGGAGGUUAACUUCUCUUAUUAUUAACAAAGAUUCAGGUGUGGCAAUAGCUGAACUUGAGUUCUACACACCUAAACAUGUAACAAGAGCCGAGAAAUCAUGGAAAAUGAUUGCAGACUCGUUCCAAUCCGUGUUAGGAUGCAAUGUUGAGAUCCGAAUGAAUCUUGUUAUCUCUGCGUGUUCACCACCAAAGAGUGCUAAAGCAGCAGCAGCUAGUCUUUUCUUUGGACUUUUCAGUUGUUCUCGUAGAAUAUUGCUACACACGUCUUAUCUGACUACUACUAGAACAGACUAUGAUUACGCAACUAAGGAGCAAGUAGUUACAAAUUCUCUGAGAAGUUGCCAGGGAAAUCUCUUGAGGGCUAGAAGUGUACGUUCUUCAGCCAAUGCAUCGUCUAGAAUGAGCAGUGCGAGUGAUCAAGGCGAUGCAAAUUCUGCUCUAGGUGACAAAAUAUCAGAAGAUGACGCUGAUGUGUUGUGUUGGAGGAGGACUCCCCUAGGCAAGGGUCAGGGAGAGACGCAGAACAACAAGAGCUCAAGGCUAAUGGGCCGUGUCCUUCCCUGCACUGAAGCUGGUUAAGUGAGCUUGAUGACAUUCCCAUUUUGUGGAACCUUUAGCGAAUCAAUUGAGACAUGUUAUGGGACAAGUUGUCGUAAAUAGUUGCAUAAGGGAGAAGAAACAGUAGUAUAGCGCUUUCCUUAUGGUAGCAAGGUAGCAAGGCAGCAAGUGCUAGAACCUUUAAUCAUCAUCCUCCUCCACCUAUUAUAUCAUCAGUUACAUGAUUACAUCUAUGCUUAAUCUGAUUAAAUAUAUUUUGAUAUUUUCUAUGAAAAUUGAACAAGAAGAAAAUUAUGAUUUUUAAGUGAAUAAAUUCGAGAAAAUGUACUUGU
This is a messenger RNA of Brassica oleracea var. oleracea, 3054 nucleotides long. Its product is annotated as protein STICHEL-like 2. Gene Ontology annotation, biological process: DNA repair; DNA-templated DNA replication. Bases 371 to 2743 code for a protein of 790 amino acids. NCBI's taxonomy places the organism in Eukaryota, Viridiplantae, Streptophyta, Magnoliopsida, Brassicales, Brassicaceae. Gene Ontology annotation, cellular component: nucleus; DNA replication factor C complex; DNA polymerase III complex. The transcript is spliced from 8 exons. The record is from RefSeq and is a predicted model, not a curated record. Gene Ontology annotation, molecular function: ATP binding; DNA binding; DNA clamp loader activity.